GUGGGAGGUGACAUCUCAGCAGCGAAGAGGUGUUGGCUGCCUUCCUAGGCAUGACUGGGUCCCGGGUUCGAGCCAGAGUUGGCCGGAAAGGGCCUAUAUCAAGGUCUGUGCUGAACAUAUACAUGUGAAGAUGCAGAAUUGUGUUGAAAAGUCACAACCACCUUUUGAUGGCAACACUCUCAGCAUCUCCAUUCUCCAAAUGGGGAAACUGAGGCCCAGCGUGGCUAAGUGACUUGCCUGAGUUGACACAGAGAACGCCUGCAUUCACCCCCCAGCCAAGCCAGCUGUCAAGAGCAUGCCUCUGUGCCAUUGUGGGGCCACCGGCAGGGGCAGCAAGCCCAAUGGGGAUGAAGCUCAGCUCAUGACCACCAGAGGAGGCCUGAAGGUGCUCCUGCACUGGGCUGGCCCUGACAGCAGGGAGCCCUGGGUCACUUUCAGCGAGGCCACACUGACCGCAGAGGAGGUCUGCAUUCACAUUGCACAAAAAGUCGGCAUCACUCCACCCUGCUUCAAUCUCUUUGCCCUCUUUGAUGCCCAGGCCCAGGUCUGGCUGCCCCCAAACCACAUUCUGGAGGUCUCCAGAGACACAAAUUUGAUGUUGCACUUCCGCAUGAGGUUUUAUUUCCGGAACUGGCAUGGCAUGAAUCUUCAGGAGCCAGCUGUGUACCGCUGUGGGCCCCCAGGGGCCGAGACUUCAUCAGAACAGGCAGAACAGGGCGUGCCGCUCCUGGACUCAGCCUCCUUUGAGUACCUCUUUGAGCAGGGUAAGCAUGAGUUUGUGAAUGAUGUGGCAUCACUGUGGGAGCUGUCGAGUGAGGAGGAGAUCCACCACUUUAAGAAUGAGAGCCUAGGCAUGGCCUUUCUGCACCUCUGCCACCUCGCUCUCUGCCGCGGUAUUUCCCUGGAGAAGGUGGCCAAGAAGAUCAGCUUCAAGGACUGUAUCCCACGCUCCUUCCGGGAGGAGAUCCAACAGUACAACGUGUUCACACAGCUACGCCUGUGGAUCAUCUUCCACAGGUUCCUGCAGGCCUUCCAGCCAGGCCGCCUUUCCCAGCAGGUCAUCAUGGUCAAGUACCUGGCCACACUCGAGCAGCUGGCACCCCGCUUCGGCACGGAGCGUGUGCCUGUGUGCCACCUAGAACUGGUACCUCAGGCCACAGGGGAGCACUGCUACAUCCAGGACAGUGGGCAGGCCCCUGCAGACCCCAAGCCCGAGUCUGCGGUCGAAUCCCUUACCCAUGAGGUGCUGGUGACUGGCACUGGCGGCAUCCAGUGGCGGCCAGUACAGACAAAGGGCCCCCGCAGCAGCAGGAGUCCUCGUGCCGGCUCAUCUGGGAAGAAAGCCAAGGCCCAAGAGUUGGGUGAGCAGCCUGUGGACAGGCCACAGGAGGCGCCGUGGGCCUACUUCUGUGACUUCCAGGACAUCACCCAUGUGGUGCUAAGAGAACGCCAUGCCAGCAUCCACUGCCAGGACAAGAGCCUGGAGCUGACCCUGCCUUCCCGGGCCAUCGCCCUGUCCUUGGUGUCACUGGUGGAUGGAUACUUCCGCCUGACGGCCGACUCCAACCACUACCUGUGCCACGAGGUGGCUCCUCCACGGCUGGUGAUGAGUAUCCAGGAUGGCAUCCACGGACCCCUGCUGGAGCCGUAUGUGCUGGCCAAGCUGCAGCCAGAGGGUGGCCUUUAUCUCAUCCACUGGAGCACCACCCACUUUGACCGCCUCAUCCUCACAGUGGCCCAGCAGGACCAGGCCCCUGGCAUGCAGUGUUUGCGCCUGCGCAAGUUCCCCAUUGAGCUGUCUGCAGGGGCCUUCAGCCUGGAGAGCUGGGACCGGUCCUUCCCCAGUGUGCGGGAGCUGCGGGCCACCCUGCAGGGCUGCUCUCUGCAGGCCGGUGACAACUGCUUCUCCCUGCGCCACUGCUGCCUGCCAAGACCAGGAGAGAUCUCCAACCUCAUCAUUAUGCGGGGACCUCGGGCCAGCACCAGGUCUCUCAACCUCAGCCAGCUCAGCUUCCACUGGAUCUGCCAGGAUGACAUCACCCAGCUGUCCCACUUGGGCCAGGGCACAAGGACCAAUGUGUAUGAAGGCCUCUUGCGAGUCGGGGGCGGAGGCCCUGAGGAGGACAAGGCAGACGGGGACCCCGCCUCACUCGGUGAGGACCGUGGGCAGGAGCUACGAGUGGUACUGAAGGUGCUGGACCCCAGUCACCAUGACAUUGCCCUGGCCUUCUAUGAGACGGCCAGCCUCAUGAGCCAGGUGUCCCAUGUGCACCUGACCUUCAUCCACGGUAUCUGCGUGCACAGCUCCAAAAAUAUCAUGGUGACCGAGUACGUGGAGCAUGGACCCCUGGACGUGUGGCUGCGACGGGAGAGGGGCCGUGUGCCUGUGGCCUGGAAGGUGGCAGUGGCCCAGCAGCUGGCCAGUGCCCUCAGCUACCUGGAGGACAAGAGCCUGGCUCACAGUAACGUGUGUGGCCGGAACAUCCUGCUGGCACGUGUGGGGCUGGCGGAGGGCACCAGCCCGUUCAUCAAACUGAGCGACCCUGGCGUGGGCCUGGGUGCCCUUUCCAGGGAGGAGCGGGUAGAGCGGAUCCCCUGGAUGGCCCCCGAGUGCAUGUCUGGUGGGGCCAACAGCCUGAGCACCGCCGCUGACAAGUGGGGCUUUGGUGCCACUCUUCUGGAGAUCUGCUUCGAUGGGGAGGCCCCCCUGCAGGACCGCAGUCCCUCUGAGAAAGAGUGCUUCUACCAGAAGCGGCACCAACUGCCUGAACCCGCAUGCCCGGAGCUAGCCACACUCACCAGCCAGUGCCUGACCUAUGAGCCAGCCCAGCGGCCUUCCUUCCGCACCAUCCUUCGUGACCUCACUCACCUUCAGCUCCAAAAUCUUUCGGCAGUCCUGCAUGUGAACCCAACCUCACCAGCAUCAGACCCCACUAUUUUCCACAAGCGCUAUUUGAAAAAGAUCCGGGAUCUGGGUGAGGGCCACUUUGGCAAGGUCAGCCUGUACUGCUAUGACCCAACCAACGAAGGCACUGGUGAGAUGGUGGCCGUGAAGGCUCUCAAGGCGGGCUGCAGCCCUCAGCUCCACACUGGCUGGAGGCGGGAGAUUGACAUCCUGCGCACACUCUACCAUGAGCACAUUGUCAAGUACAAGGGCUGCUGUGAGGACCAAGGUGAGAAAGCGAUGCACCUUGUCAUGGAGUACAUGCCCCUGGGCAGCCUCCGAGACUACCUGCCCCGGCACAGCAUAGGGCUGGCCCAGCUGCUGCUGUUUGCGCAGCAAAUCUGCGAGGGCAUGGCCUACCUGCACAUGCAGCACUAUGUCCACCGAGACCUGGCUGCCCGCAACGUGCUGCUGGACAACGACAGCCUGGUCAAGAUUGGGGACUUUGGCCUCACCAAGGCUGUGCCUGAAGGCCACGAGUACUACCGCGUGCGCGAGGAUGGGGACAGCCCUGUGUUCUGGUAUGCCCCCGAGUGCCUGAAGGAGUGUAAGUUCUACUAUGCAUCUGAUAUCUGGUCCUUUGGAGUCACCCUGUAUGAACUGCUGACCUACUGUGACUCCAGCCAAAGCCCCCCCUCGAAAUUCAUCGAGCUCAUAGGCCCCACCCAGGGGCAGAUGACAGUACUGAGGCUCACUGAGCUGCUGGAACGAGGGGAGAGGCUGCCAAGGCCAGAAAAAUGUCCCUAUGAGGUCUAUCUCCUCAUGAAGAACUGCUGGGAGGCAGAGGCCUCAUUUCGCCCAACCUUCCAGAACCUCGUACCCAUCCUGAAAACGGCCCAUGAGAAAUACCGGGGCCAGGCCCCCUCGGUGUUCAGUGUCUGCUGAAGCCUGUCAGGUGGCUCUGCUUCCGGGAAUCGGAGCAGAUAGUACCCACAGAGAGGGCCUCCCACUUCCGGCCUAGGAGGAAGUUGGCUUCACCUACUCCCUGUGUCUUACUGCCUAGGACCCCAGGUCUGUGACCUGACUGACUUUCCUUGCCUUUGUCCAUGCGGCCUGCUGUAACAGAACACCACACACUUAGGGGGGCUUGGAAACAACCAGAACUGCAUCACAAUUCUGGAGCUGGGAGUCCAAGUUUAAGGUGCCAGCCUGGUUACAUUUGGGUGAAGGCUCUCUUCUUGCUUCAUAGCCUGCAUCUUCUCACUGUGUCCUCACAAGGUGGAAGGGGGCGAGGGAUCUUUCUGGAGCCUCUUUUGUAAGGGCAGUAAUCCCAUUUAUGAGGGGCCUACGCACCUCCCAAAGACCCACCUCCUAAUACCAUCACAUGGGGCAUUUGAAUUUCAACAUUUGAAUCUUGAGGGAACGCAAACGUUCAAACCAUAGCAUUGUCAACAGUCAUGAGCCUGACACAGGCUCUGGAGGGACCCAGGACAGCCUAGGAGCUAAUCAGGCCCUUGAAUCCAAUCUUUAUGUCUUCUGCCAGCUCCGCCCUUACAGCCCACUGUCUCCUCUAGCUAGUAAUAAACUCCUACUUCCUGUGCUGAGGCUCUGGCCUUUGGGUCCUUCUUCAGCAAACAUCUGCUCUUCUGAGGAUGACAGCUACAGCAAGAUACUCACUACAGAAGAAGCCAGAUUCAACUACUCACCCUUUGCUCCCCUCUAAGUCACUAGCUAGCGGUUAGACCAGUGCCAGGAACACAGAAGGCACUCAAUAACUACUUGUUACAUAUACCAACAAAGGAUUUGGGGGGCCACAUACCACAUUGCUAAGACUACCAGUGUCACCCAUUCCUCCCUGUGCGACCUCAGGCAAGUGACCUUCCCUCUCUGGGCCUCGGUUCUCAACUAUGAACUGAGGAUGGUCCUGGUUGCUACCUUGGAGGACUAAUUAAAUGGCUUUGAGUUUGUGUGUGUCAGUGCUUAGCUGAGAGAUAUGCAAACAAUUGCCUAAUAAACAUUUGCUAUUGUUAGCCUGGUGUUUGCCAAAGUGUUUCUGCCUGAUUGCUGCACUUGGCACAGGUCUGUGUCAUCCACAUUGUGGAAAACAGUUAAAUAAUUUGCUUUCCCAUAGGACUUCUCAAACCUUAUGCACUGAAGCUGUCCUGAACAGACAGUUUCACAUAUCCCAGUAGCAUUUGCAUUUUAUAACAGUUUUCAAAAUUAAAUAUUCAUUUUAAUUAUCUUGUUUUCUUGAGGUCUCUCUCCUAUCCAUCAGCCACCAUUGUCGUCCCUGGAGGCAAUCAGACGUCAUUAAACUAAUGACGUCUGAUUUCUGUUUUCGCUUCCAGAGAUAUUUUAUCUAGAUACAAGGAAAUCUGUACACAUACUCUCUCCUGUCUUUUGCAAAAAUAGUCGCAUGUGCAACUAUUUGCACAGCUCAAGUCUGUUGUACAGUUGUUCUUUCUUUCCCUACAUAAUGGGUCUUCGAGAUGGUCCUAUAUAUCCAGGAAUGCAGUAGUUCCUUGUUCUGUUUGUGGUUGCGUUGUAGCCCCUGCUGGGGUCCAUAUAGUUAUUUCCAAUCCUUUGCUUGUCCAUGGCAGUGCUGCGGUGAGGAACCACGUGUGCGCCUGGUUUCACCCACAUUCAAGCGUAUCUGGGGAUGGCCAAAGGAACAGCUGCUGGUAGGAUCUAGCCUGCUAAUUGGAAAAGACAUUGCCACUAGAAUAUGUUUUUAUAUUUGAUAGGGUAGAUCUCCCUUUUAAAAAAUUAUCUUGGCCUAUUUUUGUGCAGCUACUUUUUUUUAAAUCCUUACCUGAGGAUACAUUUAUUGAUUUUGGAGAGAGGGAGACAAACAGCAGUGUGGGAGAGAAACAUUGAUCAGUUACUUCCCAUAUGCACCCCAACAAGGGAUCGAACCCAAAACCUAGGCAUGUGCCCUGACCGGGAUUGAACCCGCACGCUUCUGGUGUAUGGGAGGAUGCUCCUAUCAGCUGAGCCACCCAGCCAGGGCAUUGUGCAGUCACUUUUUUAUUUUUU
This is a messenger RNA of Phyllostomus hastatus (greater spear-nosed bat), 5920 nucleotides long. It is a transcript of the gene TYK2, whose product is annotated as tyrosine kinase 2. Gene Ontology annotation, molecular function: non-membrane spanning protein tyrosine kinase activity; ATP binding; cytokine receptor binding. The transcript has 25 exons. The coding region runs from base 296 to 3829 and encodes 1177 amino acids. The record is from RefSeq and is a predicted model, not a curated record. Gene Ontology annotation, cellular component: cytosol; cytoskeleton; membrane. Gene Ontology annotation, biological process: peptidyl-tyrosine phosphorylation; cell differentiation; cytokine-mediated signaling pathway. Lineage: Eukaryota; Metazoa; Chordata; Mammalia; Chiroptera; Phyllostomidae.